Molecule: messenger RNA, 6043 nt
Organism: Culex pipiens pallens (northern house mosquito)
Lineage: Eukaryota; Metazoa; Arthropoda; Insecta; Diptera; Culicidae
Product: patj homolog
Exons: 2
Coding region: 929-3133 (734 amino acids)
Molecular function (GO): protein binding
Source: RefSeq, a predicted model, not a curated record
UCCAACACAAAAAGAAAAACACUUCUUCCGAGAGGCAGGGAAAACAUUUCCUCGCGGUUUCGCGUAAUUUUGGACACGGUGUUUUUUAGCGGAAAAUUCCAGGGGGGAACCCUUUGAUUGGGUUUUGUGAGUUUGUUUUUCUGUGCAAUGAGUUUUCCGGACGGGAAAAUCGUUCAAAAUUUCCAGAAUCGUCACCGUCACCUGGAAAAGGACCGAAAAGUGGGCGAGGUGUAAAGUGACGGAAAAGAAAUAAUAAAAAAAGGAAAAGAAAGGGGGUUGUUUGUGGGGCAUUGGGGGUGGUUGUAGAAGGAAGAACGACAAGAAAAGAGUUGUGUGUGUUUUCCUCUGGCAUAUGCACAUGAAAAACGAGGAAAAAACCACGAGCAUUACGAGACACAAGUGGAAAAUUGGAGCACUAGGGCAGCAAACGUGUAUGAGUUUUCUGUGUUAUCCCGAGUUGGUGUGUGCGGAUUCGUCGUGUCUCGAGCAACACUCGAAUCCUUCGCGAAUGGAAAAGUUUACGCAAAUGUCAAGGUUUUCCCGGCCCCGAAUGCAAGUUGUUCAAAAAAGCUAACGCUGAAAAAACGGGGUAAAAAGUGUGCUAAACUUGAGGAAAACCCCCUUUUCCCUAAUUGAAAACCCACACUGAACGCUUCGUUCAGAGCAACAGAGUGCUUUCAAAUCGCGGAAAAAAACGAGGAAAAUAAGUUUUGUGAAGACACACACACACACAAAUACCAUCGCAGGAUCAAAAGGAUAACAUUGGUCUCGGCGAAACGUGAAAAGGAACAAACAAAACCGAACCGAAGAAAAGUCCUAUCUCAUCGCGGCGGCUCGUGAUGGUUCUAAGCAAAAGAUCUUCACCACAAAUCGUCCCAACGGCUAUGUAACUGUAUGAUCGACCCAGUCGCAAACUGCUGACGCCACGAUGGUCCUGAGCACCGAGUGGUCCCAGGUGGAAAUCAUCGACCUCAUCAACGAUGGCAACGGGCUGGGCUUCAUGCUGGUAGGGGGCCGUAGCACCGGGGUCGUCAUCAAAGCGCUCAUCCCGGGUUCGGUCGCGGAGCGUGACGGUCGCCUCCAGAGCGGUGACCACGUGCUCCAGAUUGGCGAUGUGAACCUGCGGGGCUUCAGCUCGGAACAGGUCGCCACGGUGCUGCGCCAAUCGGGCCAACAGGUCCGGCUGAUUGUGGCCCGACCGGUGGAACCGACCUCGCCGGACUAUCAGGCACUCGCCAGUCACGCCCCCAUCAUUCCGACCAAAAUGCUGACCGACCCGGAGGAGCUGGACCGGACGCUGCUCCAGACGGCCGGGUACACUUCCGGAGCGUUUCUACAAUCACCCGUCGAGGACUCGGAGGAGCUGUGCCCCACGCACAUCGAGGUCGUCGCCGUGAACAAUACAAUAAAUAUCGAUAACAAUAGCUUAGCCUUAAUUUCCCCUUCGUCGAUUUCGAUCCCACAAGUGCUUAGUCAACCCGGGCUGCUGGCCGAGCUGGGGCUGAAGGACUGCCAGCAACUGCCACCGCCACUGCCCCCGCCGGAUCCGGCGCUUUAUAGGGACUCGCCGGAAACGCCCGAGACGGAGACUUACGAGGUCGAGCUUCGGAAGAACGUUUACGGGUUGGGGAUUACGGUGGCGGGGUACGUUUGCGAGGAGGAAGAUCUGUCGGGGAUCUUCGUGAAGAGUAUCAUUGAGGGUAGCGCGGCGGAGAUGAGUCGCAAGAUCCAGAUCAACGACCGGAUAGUGGCCGUUGAUGGGCGAUCGUUGAGUGGGGUUACGAACCAUCAAGCGGUCGAGCUGCUGAGGAACACGGACAUUGGGGUGAAGUUGUCGCUGGAGAGGUUCUUGAGGGGUCGGAAGUACGAGCAUCUGCAGGUGGCGCUGAUCGAUACCAGUUCUGCGGUGGCUGCAGCUGCGAGUAAUCCGCAGCUGUCGCAGUGCCAGAGCCAGCGGUGUUCGAUGAUCCAGUCUCCGUCGGUGACGACCCUGUCGAUAUGUCAGGCCAAGUCGGACGCGGAUUCGAUCGUGACGGAGUGCGGCGAGUGCGGGAUUGAGCCGGAAAUGGAGUCCGCCACUACGUAUGAUAGCAAUGUGUUCUUGUUGGAGAAUGGGGACUGCAGUGAAAACGGGUUGUACGAAAAUGGGGCGAUCAUUGCGGCGAUGGCUGCGUCGGCGGCGGCCACUCCGGUGCGGGAAAACAUGGAUCUGGUGCUGGACGCUUACGGGGAUGAUCUGCGAAGUGCGUCCCAGAUGGUGACCCCGAUCGUGGAGUUGGAUCCGGUGAUUGAGUUUUGGCAGCGGCAGCUUCCGAACUGCUUGGUGAUCUUCGCGGACAUUCAGAAGAUGUCGGGGCUGGGGAUUAGUUUGGAGGGUACGGUGGAGGUGGAGUGCGGGGUUGAAGUGCGACCACAUCACUACAUCCGGUCGAUCCUGGAAGAUGGACCGGUGGGUCGGGAUAAAACGCUCAAGCCUGGGGACGAACUGCUGCAGGUGAACGAGCACCGAUUGCAGGGCCUGAAACAUAUCGAAGUGGUGAAGAUUUUGAAGGAACUUCCGUCGAAAGUGCGCGUGAUCUGCGCACGUGGUUCUUCGGCGCCUACUGUGAUCAACACGUCGCAAAAUGCGGAGGCGUUCGAGGCGCGAAGUUUGCUGGCCGGCGGUCUCCAGAGUCUGCAGAGCCUGCAGGGCAUUCUGACCAAGGCCCAGUCGGAGAGUUCGCUGUACACGUCCAGUACGGCCACCCUGACCGAUCAGCAGCGCUCGAAGAGCGUCGAACAGGUGUCGGGCCUGGCACUGUGGACCAACGAAAUCAUCUACUGUGACAUCGAAAAAACGGAACGUGGCUUCGGCUUUUCGAUCCUCGACUACCAGGACCCGCUCGACACCGAGGGGACGGUAAUCGUGGUACGCGGCCUAAUCCCGGGUGGCUCGGCCGAAGCCACCAACUUUAUCUUCCCCGGCGACCGGCUGGUCUCCGUCAACGAGCACAGCCUGCAGGGUGCGACGCUGGACCAGGCCGUAAGUAUACUGAAAGGCAUCCCCCUCGGAACGGCACGCAUCGGCCUGUGCCGGCCGCUGUCCACCUCGGACAACAACCUAUCCUCGACGCCGGAAACUCCCACCACUUAACUACAAAUCAUUGAUCUGUUUUUCGAGUUUGACAUUUAAGUGUUCAACGCUCGGUACGCUAAUUAAAAGCAGAUCAGUUCCGUUCAGUUGUUGCCUAACAAUCAGUUUUUUUAGUCGUAAGGGCGUGUUUUGUAUAGAAAAUGCAUCUAUGCGGCGGCGGUCAAACUGACAGCUGUCACAAUACACGCUAAAUUAAGUGCACGAGGAAGCGCUCCGGAAUUUAGCUAAGCUUAUGCAAAGUUUUACGCUUCGGUUAGUGGUUCGAGGCUUUCUACUUUUCAAACUAGCGAGAGAAAAAGACCAGGUCCUCACCCUCCUCACAAAGCAAACAGAACAAAACAGCCCGCCGGAGAUUACCGUUUCAAUAUUUUUGUUUCGGAAACACAACCAACCACAGGAAAAAGGAUCAAGAUGGCUCCCCCUCGGAAAGUUGGGCGCACGCGUAGGCUUAACAAUAGACAGCAGAAGGAUAGAUAAAUAAAUUUUGAGCCUGCAAAUAGAAAACCGAAAAUGGAGAGUAGUCGCACAGCUGAAUUAAAAUACUGGCUGCUGCACAAAUAAAGAACAGAGGAGGCAUUGAGGUUUUGCGGCUAACCAUAAUGGACGACAACGCGCCGGAAGCAGAUGGUUUUUCGGGGUGCAGGCUUGGGUUUGCCGGAGUCGGGGAUGUUCAGUUUGAAUUGUGGUAUUUGUUUGAAUUUUAAAAUCGGUAUGAAUAUAUUUAUUUAAAAGUGUAUUUCUAAGUUGUCAAACGUACACGCUUAUGUUGUGUUACACGUUAGUUGGGUUGUUCCUAGCUUAACAAUCAAACUGAGCAUUCCUGCCUUGUUUGAAAAACGGAAAUGGGGAGCCUUCUUAAGAAGUUAUAAGACAAAACAGUGCAGCAAAUGGACAUGCUGGCCAUAAAUCUCUAGAUUUGUUUUUUUUGCGACAAAGUCCAACAUUAAACAACUAACAACUAGCAAGCGAUAGGGGCCUACAAGUUGAAGCAAAACAAUCAGAAGUCGUUUAUUUUUGUAUAUUUUGAUGAAUUGAACUCCACGUCGACUGCGUCGACGACAGCCCUUAUCUAAUAACUUCAACAGCAUAGAAAAUUAAACAAGUCAAAACAUUCCAACUCGGACGUCGCAGCCGCAGCUCUGAACGAUUUUUCUUCCCAACAGAAAAAAAAAAUUGCUCGAAAAAGGACGAACGGGGACGGCACAACUUUUGUCAUUUGGGCUAGAUUGAAUUUUUAGUCGAAAGGCCCGCUGAAAUAAAACUGGCGUCAUUCGAUUAAGGGACAGAUCAACAGAUUGUAGGACGGUUCCGGAAAGUCACGGCUGGAAGUUGUUUCGUCGAAGAAGAGGACCUCUCCGCACUGGAGAAUAUUUGAUAUUUCGGCUGCGAAUGGUUUUACAGACAAUCGCUCGGGAGAAUUUGGUUUCUGGUGUCAGAUUGCACGACGAAAUGAAAUUGUUGUGAUGGUUUCGGGGAAGCUUUGCCUUUGUCAUAUAGUUUGAAUACGCGAAACUAGAUUGGUUUUGUAUCUGGUUGCGCGAAUCGAGUUGUGUUUUCGAAGAAAGCAUCAAAACAACCCGGUUUUCAACCAGGGAUCAAAUUUCUAUUUGCGUGUAGAAACGCAAAUAAUCAAUAUUCAUUAGCCGUGCAUUUCGCGAUCUGUCAAAGUUUUUGGAACAGUGUUGCCAGUUAUUUUAUUGACGAAAACAAGUACGGAAGGGUAAAAAAGCCAAUCGCUAAUGAGCUCAAAAAUGAGUAAAAAGCAAACUUUUGGUUUUUGAGAAAUCUGGCUCUUCAAAAUGACAUUUCCAUGCUGUCAAAAUGACAAGUUUACACGCUAACAAGGAAUCACAGAGUAACAACUUUUUUCGUGGCGGGUAACUAAUGAUCGAUCAUAUCACAGCAUGUUUCCACUGCUCCAAGUUCUUUUCAUCAACUUUUUCCUCUCGCACACCUCGGCUAAUUGGAGUACACUUUCCACACCUAAAACAAAGGAUAAUACGACCCUCUCGAUACACCCUCCUCCUCCGUUGACAACCCCUUUUUCGUACCCACUCUUGCGCCUGUCAUCAUCGUAAUGUGCAAAGUUGAGCCCCGGCUGUCGUCUACCCACUUUAGGUUCCACCUUGCCUUACCCGGUUGUGUCACCGCCUCCGAGCGGCGCUAGUGUUCCAUAAAAAGUCGGAAAAAAUCUCCAACUCCGUAAUUGAACUUGACGGUGCGUGUGUGUGUGUCAGACACGUGUCUGCACGUCAUACUAAUUCCUAGUGUGUGCCAACCUUCCCCACUUCUUGAGCGAGUGUCACCUUUAAUACACAUGUUUAAGCGGAGCAAAAAAAAGCGCCAUCUUUUGGCGAAAAAAGUAUAUUUUUUGAUAGACAGUUCGCCGCCCCCAAAGUUAGGCCAGCUGGCGCCCAAAUUGGAUCGCAUUAGCGGGAAGCCACUGUAUAUGUGUUGAGAGAGAGGGGAAAGUGUUGAUUCUCCGCAAUUACCCCCUCUCCUGCAAGAGUUUUUUUUUAUCCUGAAAAGACUUUGCAAAAGUUGCACGUGGGCACACCCGGCAAGGAGUUCAUAUCGUACUUUUGCGUUUUAUUUGCGAGAGGGCGCAAAGAAAGGAGACUUUUGUGUACAACAAUAAAAUUUCAAGAGUUAUGCAGGCCCCACCUCUCGCCCUCGUUUUAAUCGGCUUUCUUACGACAGUUGUGAGCGCUUCGCUAGGGUGGUUUCGGCGCAAUUUGACAGCUCGCCUGGUGGUGCCAUCUGUUGGCGAAAUUGCACUAAAACACCCGGAAGUAUGCAACUUGCUGAAAACUAUUAUUUUGCCCGAAUUAGGUGACCACCCCGGGCGCAAAUUCUCCAAAUGCUAACCAGGUAGCGCCACGGUUGGGUGCCCAAUUUAAACUUUAAUUU